[Candida] anglica is the source of this 594-nucleotide messenger RNA. The record is from the annotation of a GenBank genome assembly. NCBI's taxonomy places the organism in Eukaryota, Fungi, Ascomycota, Pichiomycetes, Serinales, Debaryomycetaceae.
AGAGAUUAACGUAAGAGAUUAGCUACUCUGUCAAUAAACGGUAAAAUAAAAGAUGCCUGAAAAAGCUGAAAAGCCAGAAAAGGUUGAGGCCUCCCCUAUAAGCAAAUUUGAAUCCGAAGAGGUGAUCAAGGAGAAGGAAAAAGUGGACUUCACAAAGGGAGGGGUGGAGAACUUCAAGUUUUACCCCGAUAAUCCCGAGAAUCACCGUCAUAAAUAUCGUUGGGCCUUGAAGGAACCGUCGAAAUUCUACGACCCAUGCGAGGAAAGUAGACAGGCUUCCAUCAAUUGUAUGUUGCGUAACCAAGAGGAUAAGCUUGCAUGUCAGGACUUUUUCGCCGCCUACAGGGAAUGUAAAGCUGAUUUCUUCAGCAAAAGAAAAACCGACAAGAAGAGUGGAAUGGGAGGUUGGGGUAAGUGGUAGAUAUCUUGACAGAGAAAGACCAAUUGAUAGAUGGAUCGGGGAUGUAAAUAGCAAAUAAAUAUUAGAUGAACUGCAGUGCGGAGUCUAGUCUACAAAAGUAAUCUUUAAAGUAAGCAUAAAUAUUAAACCAAGUACUUACACAUUUAUUUGUCAAGGGUCUCUUCCUUUUUUCU